Molecule: messenger RNA, 603 nt
Organism: Dictyostelium discoideum AX4
Lineage: Eukaryota; Evosea; Eumycetozoa; Dictyosteliales; Dictyosteliaceae
Exons: 1
Coding region: 1-603 (200 amino acids)
Biological process (GO): carbohydrate metabolic process
Molecular function (GO): gluconokinase activity; kinase activity
Source: RefSeq, a predicted model, not a curated record
AUGACAAACCUAGAUAAUAAUAAUUUAAAUGAAGAAAUUAAAAAUAAAUUAGAGAAACAACAAAAUCAAAAAGAACAAAAAUUAAUUAUAGUUAUAAUGGGAGUGAGUGGUAGUGGCAAAACUACAAUUGGUAAUGCUAUUGCAUCAUCAUUAGGUUGUGGUUUUAAUGAUGCAGAUGAAUUUCAUAGUGAAGAGAACAAAGAAAAGAUGAGAUCAGGUAUACCUUUAAAUGAUGAUGAUAGAAAACCAUGGUUAUCAUCAAUUAAUAAAAGAAUGAUUGAAUUUUUAAAUAAUGAAAAUGAUGGAGCUAAUGAUCAUGUUUUUACAUGUUCAGCUUUGAAAUCAACAUAUAGAGAUCAAAUAUCAAAUAAUAUUAAUAAAGAUAAUCUAUUAUUCAUACUUUUACAAGGAAGUAAACAAUUAUUAUCUGAACGUUUACAAAAUAGAAAAAACCACUUUUUCAAUCCAAAUUUAUUAGAUAGUCAAUUAUCAAUAUUAGAAUUACCAACCCAAUCAGAAUUAUCAAAUCAUCAUUAUGCAUUCAUUGAUAUUUCAAAUUCUGUUGAUGAAAUUGUUGAAGAAAUUUUUAAUUAUUUAAAAUAA